This is a messenger RNA of Dioscorea cayenensis subsp. rotundata (Guinea yam), 565 nucleotides long. RefSeq lists its product as uncharacterized. The record is from RefSeq and is a predicted model, not a curated record. The transcript is spliced from 2 exons. Bases 11 to 373 code for a protein of 120 amino acids. Lineage: Eukaryota; Viridiplantae; Streptophyta; Magnoliopsida; Dioscoreales; Dioscoreaceae.
AGUAAAAGAGAUGGCAAGAGUGCUGCAAGGUCUUGGCUAUGUUGUCUUCAUGAUCAUGGUGGUGGUGAUGGCCGGAGAGGUCUCCGGCAAUUGGCGGAUGAUGGGAGAUAAUGAUGACUGUGGAGGGACCUUCGGUAUUCUGAUAACCGAGUGUCAGAAGUAUGUGGGGAUUCCAGGCCCAAAAACAGAUCCAUCAAGUGGGUGUUGUGAUGCAAUUCAGAAAGCAGAUGUGCCAUGUGUUUGUGCUCACAUCACUCCAGAAGUUGAAAAGAUCAUCAGCAUGGAGAAGGUCACAUAUGUUGCUGAGAAGUGUGGCAGAGCUCUCCCUCCUGGCACCAAGUGUGGAAGUUAUACUGUUCCUCCAAACAUAUGAUUAUGGAUGGAGAUAAAGGAGGCGCUGGGUAUCAGAUAAUUAGAGAGUUUCCUGAAUAAAAUGCUGCAUGUGAACGUAUGGAUGGAUGGUGACUAUGAAAUGCUUGUUUAAUGGUCCACCUAAUAUCUGUGUUCUUUGUUUUUGUGUAUCUGUUAUCCAGUUGCAUUUUAAAUAAAGUAGGGGCAUAAGAAU